Cryptomeria japonica (Japanese cedar) is the source of this 1032-nucleotide messenger RNA. RefSeq names its product disease resistance protein L6-like. Gene Ontology annotation, biological process: defense response. Lineage: Eukaryota; Viridiplantae; Streptophyta; Pinopsida; Cupressales; Cupressaceae. Gene Ontology annotation, molecular function: ADP binding. The transcript has a single exon. Bases 1 to 1032 code for a protein of 343 amino acids. The record is from RefSeq and is a predicted model, not a curated record.
AUGAAGCUUGUAAUGAUUUCGAUGCUGCUUCGUUUGUAUUUAAUGUCCGCUCCACUAGCCUUACAAAAUUGCAGGGGGCAAAUUCUCAAAGAUUUGGUCAACUAUGAAGAAGAACUGCACAGUGUGGAAAAGGGCAAAUAUUUGUUCGCAGAUCGUUUGCGAGGAAUCCGUGCCCUUGUCAUUUUGGAUGAUGUGGAUGACCGAGUGCAAUUGGACGCCUUAGCUGGGCAUUGGUUGUCUCCUGGCAGCUGCUUAAUCAUAACUUCUCGAGAUCGACACAUUCUCAAUACAGCUCACAUCUCAUCCGUAUGCAUUCACCAGAUGAGCGGAUUGGAAGAAAGUGAAGGUCUCCAAUUGUUUAGCUGGCACGCGUUCCUCAGACCGUCCCCAAUUCCUGGUUAUGAAGUGCUCUCGAAAAGAAUAGUGCAGGCUUGCAAGGGGCACCCUCUUUCUCUGGAAAUCAUUGGAGCUUUCUUGUAUGAUAAGCAGAACGACACAGAUAUUGACUGCUGGAAUGAAAUUCUUGACAACUUUACAGUGAACAAAGACAUAUUUAAAACACUCAAAAUCAGUUAUAAAGGUCUUAGUGUUGAGGAAAGAGAAAUAUUUUUGGACAUUGCUUGCCUUUUUAUUGGGGAACGCACAACUAAUCCCAUUCUUUUCUGGAAAUCCAUGUACAAGAAUGUGCGCAUUGCUAUCACCAAUCUUUCAAUGAAGUUGCUGAUAAAGAUAGACGAAAAAGAUGUAUUUGAUAUGCAUGAUCUUGUGCGAGAUAUGGGGCGAAUGGUUGCUGAAGAAGAGCAAACCCGGCAAUGGCAGACUGCGCAGUCAAGCAGUUCAUCCAAAAAUGUAAGCAAUAUCUCUGGCCUUCGUCUCCAUAAAGGUGAUUUACGGAGCCUUAAAAUGUUGGGCACACCUAGUCUUCGCUAUCUUCAUUUGGAGCAAGUGCACAUAGAAGAUAACACAGACAAUCUUCCUCCAAGUUUGAGAUGGCUAAAGGUGGAUUCUUGUUCCUUUCCGAAGACAAUGUAA